AUGACCUUACGGGGACACUUUAAUAGACCUCCUGUAUCCCAUUGGAGACUUAAUGAAUCCUUACUUGAUGACCCAAUAAUAGUGAUUGAAAUAGAAAAAGCACUAAAGGAAUAUUUUCUUAUUAAUGACACAGAUGGAAUCUCGGCCGAGACCCUUUGGGCUGCUCACAAGGCCUCGAUCCGGGGAAAGAUCAUUCAAAUAGCUACUAAACUGAAAAAAGAAAAGGCCUUGAAAGUCGAGAAACUUGAGAGGGAGUUUGCAUCUCUCAGCAAACAACAUAAAAAGGACCCAUUAAAGGUCCAAAUCGCACAACUCGACAAUGCAAGACUAGCUUUAAACCUAGCACUCACGGUCAAAGUUGAGAGAUCCAUCCGAUGGUCAGCAUGGGAGAGAGACUUGCAGGAUUCCUGGGACCUGGAAGAUUGGCACAGAGCGGGAACAAGAGCGUAUAAAGGUAUUGUGAAUGUUGCAUUAAUAGAAGCUAAUCUGACGGUUAUGAUGAGAUGGGCUUACCGGAGAGAAUACAGACAUCUCCUGGCUUUUAUAUUUGCUAUUGAUGAGAUAAACCGCAGUCCAGAUUUUCUGCCCAACAUAACUCUGGGAUAUCAUAUGUAUGAUUCUUGUGGACAUGUGAAUAAAGCUAUAAAAGACGUUCUACAGAUAUUGUCUGGACAUACAAAGGAAGCUCCAAAUUAUUCCUGUAUGGAGCGGGGUGCCCUGGCUGGUUUCAUUGGAGAUCUCCAUUCUGACACCACUCUCCAAAUGGCCCAGCUGCUGAAUCUAUAUGGUUACACCCAGGUCCCAAGAGGUCAAUGCUCCGAGGAAUGUCUUCCGGGGUUCAGAAAAUCUGUAAGAGAAGGAUAUCACCCAUGUUGUUAUAAUUGUGCUCCGUGUUCAGAAGGAGAAAUAUCAAACCAACCUGACAGUGAACUCUGCAAGAAGUGUCCUGACAAUGAAUGGCCUAACAAAGCUAAAACUAUUUGUAGUGACAAGGGCAAUGAGUAUUUAUCAUACGAGGAGGACAUUCUAGUUUUAUUUUUUUCUAUAACUUCAGUCAUAUUUGCUACAACAUCUCUCCUUAUACUUGGACUAUUUGUUUGGUUUCGGAGCACUCCCAUAGUCAGAGCCAAUAACCGGAACCUCAGCUUCAUUCUGCUCCUCUCCCUCAUACUGAGCUUCCUUUCUGUAUUCAUGUUCCUUGGCCGUCCUGUGGAUAUUACCUGUAUGCUGCAACAAGUCACUUUUGGAGUUCCCUUCACCAUCUCAGCAUCUUCUAUCCUCGCCAAAACCAUCAUGGUCUUCAUUGCUUUUAAAGCCACCAGACCUGGAAGCUCAUGUAGAAAAUGGGUGGGAGUCAAACUUCCCAAUACAGUCAUGUUAUUCUGCUCAUCCAUUCAGGUUAUGAAUUGCAUUCUCUGGUUGUCCAUCUCUCCACCAUUUCAGGAGUAUGACAUGGACUCCUAUCCUGGGAAGAUCAUCAUUCAGUGUAAUGAAGGGUCAGUUAUCGGCUUCUACUCUAUGUUGGGUUAUAUGGGGUUUCUGGCAGCUGUGAGUUUUCUUCUGGCUUUCAUGGUGAGGACAUUACCGGACAGUUUUAAUGAGGCCAAGUACAUCACCUUCAGCAUGCUGGUGUUCUGCAGUGUCUGGAUUGCCAUGAUCCCGGCCUAUCUGAGCACCAGAGGGAAAUACAUGGCGGCUGUGGAGAUAUUCGCCAUACUGACCUCCAGUUCUGGAAUAUUAUUGUGUAUGUUUUCUCCAAAACUCUACAUUUUACUUUUAAAACCUGAACUGAACACAAGAGGGACAAUGCUGGGGAAGAGAAUGGUGUAAAUGUAACACAUUGAUUCAAUGUAUAAUGCUGUAGAUCAGAUUAAACAAAUUCAGUCAUAUUGUUUCCAUCAUCAUCAUUAUGAAUGACAUCAUCAUCAGAAUUAUGAUUUUUGGGGACAUUGACUGCCUUCUGUCUGCCUAUUGUACAUAAGUGGGUGGAAGGUGGAUGUCACAGGAUUGGAUGAUAUUUUAGAGCUUCAUUUUUUUCUUGCUCUUACACGUCCCCCAGC
Molecule: messenger RNA, 2060 nt
Organism: Rana temporaria (common frog)
Lineage: Eukaryota; Metazoa; Chordata; Amphibia; Anura; Ranidae
Product: vomeronasal type-2 receptor 26-like
Exons: 5
Coding region: 1-1830 (609 amino acids)
Biological process (GO): G protein-coupled receptor signaling pathway
Cellular component (GO): membrane
Molecular function (GO): G protein-coupled receptor activity
Source: RefSeq, a predicted model, not a curated record